Molecule: messenger RNA, 2024 nt
Organism: Chara braunii
Lineage: Eukaryota; Viridiplantae; Streptophyta; Charophyceae; Charales; Characeae
Source: the annotation of a GenBank genome assembly
GCUGGAUCCGGCAAAGACCGACAAGAUGUCACGGUGGCCUGCGCGCAAGCUAUUUUAUCUACAGAAGAGUUUAUGCCCAAUGGAUUAUUGGAACCAUAUUGAUGUAAAGCAGCAAUAUGAAGAAUACUAGCACCUGCAAUUAUAAAAGGAAGUAAGUAAUGAAGGACGAUGGAGGUAAGGGCAUUCCUAGGCGUAGUCGGCUUUUGGAGGAUCUUCAUUAAGAACUUUGCCAAGAUUGUUGAGCCUAUCCGGGCUAUGAUAAGGGAAGAAGGAACCAUGGAUUGGACGGAGGAGCGAGAAGGGGUUGUCCAAAGGCUCAAGGACAUACUGACAUCUGAGACAGUCGCUCUGUCCUCGCCUUGUUUUAAUGACGAAGUGGGACGACCCUUCAUCCUAGAGAUGGAUGGAGGACCUUUGGCCGUAGGAGGUGUGUUGAUUCAAAGGGAUGAGGGAGGAAAAGAUAGGCCGAUUAGGUUCGAAAAUAGAACCCUGAACUCCGCAGAACGGCGGUACUCGCAAUUCACGAAGGAAGUCCUAGCCAUCCUGCAUUGCCUUAAGACCUUCCAGGCCUACCUAUUUGGGAGGCGGUUCAUCUUAAGGAUCGAUCCGACGAAUGUCGCAGGGGCCCUAAAGAAUUACAGGCCUAUAGAUCCAACGGUAGGGAGAUGGGUAGGAUUCAUCUGGCAGUUCGAUUACAAGAUCGAACGGAUUGCUGGAAUCCGCAACAAGGCAGAUGGGCUGAGUCGGGUCUGCAUCACUUCCGAAGGAAUGGAGGAUGCAGAGCCCAUAGACGCCUUCCUCGAAUACGAAGGAGGAACUCUUGCGGUGGAUAACGAAAUGAUGAGCGAGGGAUGCACAUCGGGAGAACUAUUGAUCCAGACUUUGCAGAAGGGGGCACCUGCCAUAGUAGCUGAACUUAGGGAAGGUCCAGUUACCACUCGAGGACGCAGAGAAGAAAAGGACUCAUGGGGAGCGAUAGUAGGACCGAAGGAGGAGCUGAUAGCAAUGGCGGUCGAAGAGGGCCGGGAAGCAGUGAUGAGCUUAGUGGAAUCUUGGGAAAGGAAAGAGUUGCAAUGGGUGGUAAAUCAGAUGCAGGAAAGAAAGGAUGGGGGCAAGGAAGGGGAGGAGUUUUUCUAUGUCCAAUCAUACGAAGGGCUCUUUCGGGAGAUCGGCUUGUUGUUGGUAGGAAACAAACAACCUACGGAAGUCAGUAUUCAGGCAAGAGAAGAAGUCGAAAGUGAGGGCGAAAAGGAAAGGGCAAAUGUGGAAGAGGGAGGCAACACCGAAAUGGGAGAUAAGGCUCGGGUCUCUUACGAGGAAGGGGCCAUCAGGGGCGAACGACGUGAGACUUGGCAGGGGGAAAGCGAGGGGGGACAAGGUAUGCGCGACGAACGUGAGGAGGACGAGGAGAAAAGGGAGAGCCCGCUUGAAGGACGAAGCGGUCACGGCAGUUGCGAGGGGUAUGGGACGGGGACAGAGAUCCCUUUUACCUACGAUCCAAAGAACCUUGCUGGUGGGUAUAGCCCCAUACAGACUGAAGACGAGGGGGACGACGAGGAGGAUGUGCGAGAAGUCAUAGAAAUCAGCAGCGGGGAUGAGAGGGAUGAGAUCUCAAGGCCUAGGGAAGAGGGGCGGCCUCCGAUGCACCAACCAGGCGAUGGGGCUUUCAGAUGGGAGGACAAGUUCGGGCCAACGCCCAGUCAUUGGUUUCAGCAAUGGACUAAUGUAAUCAAGCACGAAUGGAUUAUCAAGACUCGGAAACUCGCAAGGGCAGGGGUGGAAGCCACACCACUGGAUUUUUUCAACGAGGCUGAGUUGCAUAAAAUUGUAAGGAUGAAAAGAGAGAUCGAGACCUACGGCCUGGGGGUUAGGAAGCCUGUCGAGGAACGGAGUGGACAAGGAACUAGGCGAGACGAGGCGCAAGGCAGUAAUAGGAACUAGGUGUUGACUUAGCAUUGAAAAGGAUCGCUGCUUUCUGUCUGCAGAGAUAUGAGAAUGACGAGAACGUGUAUAAUAUGGACAAG